GUCAAAGCAACUGAAUCCCUCAGUGCCUCACUGCUGCACUCGCGGAGGCGACCAGGAUUGCUCGUCGUCCUCCACGGAGAUGGCGGCAUUGCCGGCCUAUCUCCUCCUCCUCCUCCUCAUCCUGGUGAUCCUCCGACCAGCGGCUGCGCCCGGCGCCGCUUCGCAGCCGCCUACCUCGGAGCCUCACCUCCCGCCGCCGCUGCUUGCUCAGAAGGUGCAGGUGUGGCCCAAGCCGACGUCCAUCUCGUGGCCGUCCGCGGUGUACGCGCCGCUCUCGCCGUCGUUCAGCGUCCGCGCGGUGCUGUCCCACCCGUCGCUCCGCCAGGCGGUAGCCUUCUACACCCGCCUCAUCCGCGCCGAGCGCCACGCGCCGCUGGUUCCCCCCGCCAACUACACCCUCUCCCGCGUCCCCGUCCGCACCCUCACGCUCUCCGUCUCCGACCCCGACGUCCCGCUCGGCCCCGCCGUCGACGAGUCCUACACGCUCUCCGUGCUCCCGGACUCCGGAUCGGCCGAUAUCUCCGCCGCCACGCCAUGGGGCGCCAUCCGCGGGCUCGAGACCUUCUCCCAGCUCGCCUGGGCCGGCGGCGGCGCCGCCUCCGGUGGCCAGCCGAUCGUCCCCAGCGGCAUCGAGAUCUCCGACCGCCCACACUUCACCCACCGCGGCAUCCUCCUCGACACCGCCAGGAAUUUCUACCCGGUCCGCGACAUCCUCCACACCCUCCGCGCCAUGGCCUUCAACAAGCUCAAUGUCUUCCACUGGCACAUCACCGACGCCCAGUCCUUCCCCAUCGUCCUCCCUACCGUCCCCAACCUCGCCAACUCCGGCUCCUACUCCCCCACCAUGCGCUACACCGAGAACGACGUCCGGCACAUCGUCAGCUUCGCCGCCUCCUUCGGCAUCCGCGUCAUCCCCGAGAUCGACAUGCCCGGGCACACGGGUUCGUGGGCGGGAGCGUACCCGGAGAUCGUCACCUGCGCGAACAGGUUCUGGGCGCCGCACGCGGAGCCGGCGCUGGCGGCGGAGCCCGGCACGGGGCAGCUGAACCCGCUCAACCCCAAGACGUACCGCGUGGCGCAGGACGUGCUGCGCGACAUGGUGGCCCUGUUCCCGGACCCGUACCUCCACGGCGGCGCCGACGAGGUGAACACGGCGUGCUGGGAGGACGACCCGGUGGUGCGCCGGUUCCUCGCCGAGGGCGGCACGCACGACCACCUCCUGGAGCUGUUCAUCAACGCGACGCGCCCGUUCGUGGCGCAGGAGCUGAACCGCACGGUGGUCUACUGGGAGGACGUCCUCCUCGGGCCCAAGGUCACCGUCGGCCCCACGAUUCUGCCCAGGGAGACCACCAUACUGCAGACGUGGAACGACGGGCCGGAGAACACGAAGCGCGUCGUCGCCGCGGGCUACCGCGCCAUCGUGUCGUCGGCGUCGUACUACUACCUGGACUGCGGCCACGGCGGGUGGGUGGGCAACGACAGCCGGUACGACAAGCAGGAGAAGGAGCGCGAGGGCACGCCGCUGUUCAACGACCCCGGCGGCACGGGCGGGUCAUGGUGCGCGCCGUUCAAGACGUGGCAGCGCGUCUACGACUACGACAUCCUGCACGGGCUGACCGACGACGAGGCGCAGCUGGUGCUGGGCGGGGAGGUGGCGCUGUGGUCGGAGCAGUCGGACGAGACGGUGCUGGACGCCAGGCUGUGGCCGAGGGCCGCCGCCGCCGCGGAGACGCUCUGGUCCGGCAACAAGGGCUCCAACGGGAAGAAGCGCUACGCGAACGCCACCGACCGCCUCAACGACUGGAGGCACCGGAUGGUCGAGCGCGGCAUCCGCGCCGAGCCCAUCCAGCCGCUCUGGUGCUCGCUCCACCCCGGCAUGUGCAACCUGUCGCAGUAGCAGUGUCAGUUUGCUCCAUCGCUUCGCCUCGCUGUCGCCUGCACAGUGCGAAGGAAUGUUCAGAAAUCCAAGUGACAGAAGAAGAAUCCGCAUCGAUCUUGGGGGCGUGACGUCGUACACUGAUUGCUGAAGAAACCAAGAACAGAAUAAACGAAUGCCUACUAAACAAAUGUUCUGUUCUGAUGCCCUCUUCCGGAGGGAACCCGCCGAUUGCGAAUUGUUCAAGAAAGUCGCGGACUUAUGCCGUGCAGAAAAGAAAGUUUUCUUUGUGAGUAGUUUCUGCACUUGAUGCUGAACAGAUUUUUGCACUGUUUAUUCCUUCAUUUUCACAAUAACACGGGUAGAUAGAGUAGUAGUAGUAUUUGGCUAGUGCAAUAGAUGAACAAGGUUGUAGUAGAAGUGCAGAACCAUCUGGUUGUAGUUUUGUACGAAGGGUAUCUUAAUAGAAAAAAGUUGGGAAAAAAUCACUGAUAGAUAUGUGAUUUUCGUUUUGAGGGUC
This is a messenger RNA of Oryza sativa Japonica Group (Japanese rice), 2396 nucleotides long. RefSeq names its product beta-hexosaminidase 2. Lineage: Eukaryota; Viridiplantae; Streptophyta; Magnoliopsida; Poales; Poaceae. Gene Ontology annotation, cellular component: membrane. Gene Ontology annotation, molecular function: beta-N-acetylhexosaminidase activity. Gene Ontology annotation, biological process: glycosaminoglycan metabolic process; carbohydrate metabolic process. The record is from RefSeq and is a predicted model, not a curated record.